AUGGGUUCUGAAUUUCGGAUAUGUUUUCUGGUUAACCUUGUCAAAGCUGAAGAAUUCAGUUUUGACCCUCCAGUUCAGGAUCACUUAUCGGUUAAGGAGGUUGGUUCAAAACAAAACGAAGGGAAAAAGAUCAACUUCAGCAUUGAUCUUUUUCAUCGUGAUUCGCCACCAUCUCCACUUUAUAACUCUUCUCUAACUCCAUAUGAGCUGAUGAGAAAGGCUGUGCUACGUUCCUAUAGUCGAGUCAACUUUCUUCGCACAUCUAUGCAUAUUGAUGAUAAGCAAUAUGUGUCAUCGCUCACUGAAUAUCAAGGUCAAUAUUUCAUAGAGGUUUAUAUUGGAUCCCCACCAGUUGCAUUCCAUCUGAUUGCUGACACCGGAAGUAGCCUCAUAUGGGUAAAAUAUUCUCAAGAUUAUAAGCCACACCACUUUUAUCCACCAAGUUCAUCCACCUAUCAAAAAGUUUCUUAUAACUCAGAAUUUUGCAAGGCUUUGGGCAAAAGAAAUGCUGGGGACUCAGAGAGUUGCGAAUAUGAUCGUUCUUACCCGGAUGGUUCAUAUACGUCAGGAAUCCUAGGCAAGGAAACUUUCCAUUUAAAUCUCACCACACAUGGAUCACAUCCUUUUGACGGAAUAGUGUUCGGAUGUAGUAAAGAACAUUACUUAUACGGAGGGAAUAGUAAAUUUCAAGGUAUUGUUGGCCUCGGAGCAGGAGUAUUAUCGUUAGUUUCUCAAUUGAAAUCUAAAAUAGAAUCCAAAUUCUCCUAUUGCUUAGUUCCCAUCACUUCAAAGAAAACUAAUAAGUUGAGAUUUGGAGCGGGAGAAAUGAUUUCUGGGGUAGAGGUUGUUUCAACUCCAAUUGUACUUAAACAUCCUCCUAAUCACUACUAUGUCAGUCUUGAAGGUAUUAGCAUUGGAGGAAAUAAAGCAAUCACAGGUCAUCGUCGAGGUAAAUAUAUCAUGAUAGAUUCUGGAACUUUUCUUACAAUGUUACACUCAAGCCUAUACAAUAAUUUCGAACCCAUUGUUAAAAAUGCAAUCGAUGGUACCCCAAUAGAAAAUCCACCGGAAAAUUUUAAAUUGUGUUAUGAAACCAAAUCUAUUAGACUUAACGACCUCCCAAAAAUGGUGUUCCAUUUUGAAGAUGCAGACAUUCACCUACUACCUGUUCACACAUUUAUGCAAUGUCCUGGUGAUGUGGUUUGUAUGACAAUAGUCCCAAAUGAUAAUCUUUCGAUACUUGGAAGUAUGGCACAAGUGAACUUUCUAGUGGAAUUUGACCUCCAAAAUAAAAAAGUUUCUUUCGCUAGAGUAAAUUGCGCGGCAAUGUAA
Messenger RNA from Tripterygium wilfordii, 1332 nucleotides. RefSeq names its product aspartic proteinase CDR1-like. Gene Ontology annotation, cellular component: extracellular region. The transcript is spliced from 3 exons. Gene Ontology annotation, biological process: proteolysis. Gene Ontology annotation, molecular function: aspartic-type endopeptidase activity. The record is from RefSeq and is a predicted model, not a curated record. NCBI's taxonomy places the organism in Eukaryota, Viridiplantae, Streptophyta, Magnoliopsida, Celastrales, Celastraceae. Bases 1 to 1332 code for a protein of 443 amino acids.